AUGACUGGCACGGGGAGGGGCUGGAGUACUGGUUCUCCACAGACUUACCCUGAAAUAAUGAAUGAAGAAAAAAUGGGCUUCGUGUACAACUGCAUCCUCGUCGCAAGACCCGAUAGUACAGUGAUGGUGUCGGAGGAAAGAAGACCAGUCCCUCUGUCUGCUAUUUGGCGAUUUUACUGUUAUGGACUACAUGGCUACUGCACAGAGAUUAUGUUCACUGCCUUGUGGGAGUAUGUUGUAAAUAUCAAUUGGAAAUUCCCAGGCAACACCAGUGUAUGGUGCUUCUUCAUCUACGGAUCUUUCGGCAUGAUCAUGGAGCAAAUGUACUUCCAGAUGAAGGGGAAUGUGCCGUUCCUGGUACGAGGCCUAGUGUACACACUUGGUACAUAUAUCUGGGAGUUCAGUAUUGGGUACAUACUGUCCAGGUUUGGGGCUUGUCCAUGGGACUACACCUUGUUCCAGUGGGAUGUUAUGGGCCUGGUCACCUUGGAAUAUGCACCUUUGUGGUAUAUUGGCAAUCUGUUUUCAGAAUACUUUUUACUUCGGUAUACCAGCAUGCUGUAUUGGGGAGUCUCCACCAGUAGUACAGUUAGUGUUAGCCACAACAGAAAGACUUCUUGA
Molecule: messenger RNA, 621 nt
Organism: Ylistrum balloti
Lineage: Eukaryota; Metazoa; Mollusca; Bivalvia; Pectinida; Pectinidae
Product: transmembrane protein 229B-like
Exons: 2
Coding region: 1-621 (206 amino acids)
Source: RefSeq, a predicted model, not a curated record